Messenger RNA from Pelecanus crispus (Dalmatian pelican), 642 nucleotides. The record is from RefSeq and is a predicted model, not a curated record. NCBI's taxonomy places the organism in Eukaryota, Metazoa, Chordata, Aves, Pelecaniformes, Pelecanidae.
AUGCAAAGACAUCCUGUGCACCUCCUGGCAGUCAUCCUGAAGGACUUCCUCCGAAACACCCAGUUCAAACUCCUCAAUAUAGAGCUCUAUGAGAAGUGGAUGAACACCCUGCAGAAGACCAGCAGGCAGGAGAAGCUGACAGGACUGAGACCACCUCUUGCUGCUGUGGGAUUGGAUUUUGGGGAAUUGGCACCAAAAAGAUUUCUCUCCUUGGAACACCUCCUGAAGGAAUUGGAGGUUUCUUCAUGGAGGGACUCUUGCCGGAAGGGCAGGGAGGGAGGUGGCAGUAUCUCAGCAAAGGCCAUCCAUCUGCUGCAGACCUGGGUGGCCAACAAGUUGCCAGCUGCCAUCCUCCUCCUGAAGCGCUUGCUCUCCCUGCUCUAAAACAUCAUCAAAAAUGCCGACACAAGCAGGAUGACUGACAGCAACCUGGCCAUCUGUGUGGAGCCAAAUCUACUGAGCCCAGCUGAGGAGCACAUGCUUCCCCUGCAAGUGCUCAUGCAGGUGACUGGGAAGGUGAUGGGCCUGGUGCUGUCCCUCAUUGAGAACAGCGAGGAACACUUUGGAGAGGAGAGGGUUGGACUUGCCAGUGCACCAGCCAAGGAGUCACCACCACAGGUAGUUGAAGCAGAAACAGCAGAG